Diaporthe batatas is the source of this 830-nucleotide messenger RNA. RefSeq lists its product as uncharacterized. The record is from RefSeq and is a predicted model, not a curated record. The coding region runs from base 301 to 555 and encodes 84 amino acids. NCBI's taxonomy places the organism in Eukaryota, Fungi, Ascomycota, Sordariomycetes, Diaporthales, Diaporthaceae. The transcript has 2 exons.
GUAAGACGGACAAACAUAACACCAGAGCUAAAUCGGCAAGAUCCAAUGAGCAAAACAUGCAUUCCCUGCGCCCUUUGUGUAACCCCUAGGCGAUCAGGCAGAUAUAAUAUGAAAACCUGCCAAGGAGACCGUGACGAGGCCGUACAGGCAUACAAUGUGUAUGUAUAAAGACUUUGCGACCGUCCGGCCCUGAGGCAUCAAGUCAUCCGAGUCUCCACAGUGCACUGAUACUACCUGACAUUUGAAGCCCAGUCUAGCUCCCCCUUGACUCCUCCUCCUCGACUCAAUCACUUGACCAAGAUGCCUUCCAAGCUCAACAUCUUCUCCAAGAGCUCACGCUCCAAGUCUGGCAACGGCCGCACCAAUUUCGAGAGGCUGCACGAGCCCCGCGGCUCCACGGAGUCCUCAACACCCUUGAACGAGUCCUUCAACCUUGCACAAGAGAAACAAAAGGCAAGGGAAGCCAUGCGACAAAGACAAGCCGAGGAGUUCCUCUCAAAACAGGGCUACACAAUGAUGGCUCGAAAUUCUGGAGCAUUCAAGGGACCCAUCUGAGAAUGGAGCUGGUGUUUGAUUUAGCUGCCAAUCUAGUGGGCUCCGUUUGUGUCUUGUUGCUUUGGUCAUGAUAUCCCUGGGCUGGCGUUUGACGAUUGUUUUUUAUCGGCCAUGGCGUGGUAAAAGGAUCUCUACAAGAUGAUCUGUCUGGAAUGCGUCAAAACGGGGUCAGCUUACAAGCUGUGGAAAAUUGGAUUCAUGGUGGUUAUUGGCCAGGAACCUGUUUCUAAAGUGUCACCAGCAGAUGUAAAAAUCAACUAUGUGUCUUGCUGUCA